Messenger RNA from Saccostrea cuccullata (small rock oyster), 742 nucleotides. RefSeq lists its product as uncharacterized. The transcript is spliced from 6 exons. The coding region runs from base 89 to 742 and encodes 217 amino acids. The record is from RefSeq and is a predicted model, not a curated record. Lineage: Eukaryota; Metazoa; Mollusca; Bivalvia; Ostreida; Ostreidae.
AGAAGCCCCAGGACCACUUAUAAACAAAAUACCUGUACUCCUAGAUCCAGACAUUAUUUCUGACCUUUCCAAUUUCACUGCCCAGCGAAUGGAAGAUGACAUCCCCUUAUUUCUAUUAGGAGGGAAUCACUUAGUUUCUGCUUGUAAGAAGCUUCUACUAGAAGAACCAAACAACGACUUAUUUGACAGCUACAGGUUCUUCCAAGUGGAAGUGUUUAUUGAACUUACACCGGAAGAAGCCAAGCUGGUGGGAAAUAUUCAUAGUGCUAAGAAUCGUAUUAAAGAAUUGACUUUUCAGGACCAGGUGUUUCAAGCUGGGGGAAUCUUCUUGAGAGAUAGCAUUGGGGAUGAGUGGAAAGAGACCACGACCGUGGUUCUAUCCCAUUUACAGCAGAAAGUUUGCAAAAAAGACAGCCUUAAUGUCGUGUUCAGUGUGGCCUCAUACGACGAUUCCUGCUUUGCAGAGGUGGAGAGAAUGUUUGCCUUGUGGGGAAAAACUGAAUUCCCACCAAAGUUAUUUAAGGCACUCUUGGGGUUGACAUCAGAUGUUGUUCUACAACACCUGAUGAGAAUUCAAACACAGAAAGAUGUACACCUAAGAACGACCACAAUAAAGCUAGAGAAGAAAAGGGAAAUGCUAAGAAAAAUCUUCAUGGACAGAACUGGUUGCGCGACUUGGGAAGAGGCAGAGGACAACUUUGAGCCCUAUACCCACGAAGUUGACAAGUUUCUGGGAAAUUAA